Messenger RNA from Medicago truncatula (barrel medic), 2435 nucleotides. Its product is annotated as zinc finger MYM-type protein 1-like. The transcript has 2 exons. The coding region runs from base 498 to 1457 and encodes 319 amino acids. NCBI's taxonomy places the organism in Eukaryota, Viridiplantae, Streptophyta, Magnoliopsida, Fabales, Fabaceae. The record is from RefSeq and is a predicted model, not a curated record.
UAUUGACACAUUCUAUAAAAGAGUGGAUACAAAUGCUACAAGUGGUUCCUCUCCAAUUGAAGCAUCCAACCUCAAUGUUUCACCUCAAGAACAAGAACAAGAACAAUCUCAUCCAAAACGCCAAAGGCUUCGUCAUGAAGAAAUGAGUUGUUCUCAAAUUGAAGUAGAUCCAGGAUUGCGACCGAUGAUUUGGGACUUUCCUAUAAAUCAAAGAGAUGAAAUUCGUCGUGCCUAUCUUAGACGUGGGCCAUGCCAACCUAUUCUUAUAAUGUAUCCUUUAUCAAAUGAUGAUCAUCCUCGUCGUUUUAAAGCUUCUUGGUUUCAAUUAUUUCCUUCUUGGUUAGAGUACUCUCAUGAAAAAGAUGCUAUCUUUUGUUUCCCGUGCUACCUUUUUGGUAGAGAGGCAUCUAACCGUCCAGGUUCUAACUCUUUCGUUGAAAAAGGAUUUAAUACUUGGAAGAAGGUAAAUAGCGGGGAAAAUUGUCCACUUUUAAAUCAUGUUGGAAACAAACCAAACUCCACAUAAUAUUUGUGUCCAAUCUUGUGAGGCUUUGUUGUCACAUUCACAACAUAUUGAACGACAUAUUGUAAGACAACGUCCAGAAGUGAUUGAGAAGAAUCGACUUAGACUCAAAACUAGCAUUGAUUGUGUAAGAUGGUUGACUUUUCAAGCUUGUACAUUUAGAGGUCAUAAUGAAGAUACAACCUCUAAUAAUAGAGGAAAUUUCAUUGAGCUGUUGAGAUUUCUAGGAAAUGCCAAUCCUAAAGUGGAUAGAGUUAUCUUACAGAAUGCUCCAUCUUAUGCUAGAUAUACUUCAAGUGAUGUUCAAAAAGAGAUUCUGAAAAUAUUGGCCAACAUGGUGAGAAACUCAAUCAGGAAGGAGAUAGGAAAUGCAAAAUUUUGUAUCCUUAUUGAUGAAGCUCGAGAUGAGUCAAAAAAGGAGCAAAUGGCGGUCAUCUUGAGGUUUGUAGAUGGUGAUGGUUUAGUUCAAGAACGAUUCUUUGAUGUUGUCCAUGUUAGAGAUACUAGUGCAAUGACCUUGAAAAAUGAAUUGGUAUCUGUUCUUUCUCGUUUCAACCUUGAAGUUGAAAAUAUCCUAGGUCAAGGAUAUGAUGGUGCUAGUAAUAUGCGCGGUGAAUGGAAUGGCUUGCAAGCUUUGAUUCUUAGAGAUUGUCCUUAUGCUUAUUAUGUGCAUUGUUAUGCUCAUAGAUUGCAAUUGGCAUUGGUUGCGGCAUCAAGAGAAGUAGUUCAUAUUCAUGAAUUUUUUAUGCAACUCACACUUGUUGUAAAUAUUGUUACUGCUUCUUCUAAAAGGCAUGAUCAAUUGCAAGCCGCUCAAGAAAUUAACAUCACAAAUAUGAUUGCUAAUGAUGAACUUCAAACGGGUAAAGGUGCAAAUCAAGUGGGUACAAUCCGGAGAGCUGGAGCUCUCAUUUUCAAUCCAUUUGUAGCUUAAUGAAAAUGUAUGAUGCAGCCUGCACUGUUAUUGAUGAAGGGGCUACUUAUUCUCAAAGAGGUGAUGCUUCUGCUGCUAGUAAAAUGCUAUCAUCAUUUGAAUUUAUUUUCAUACUACACUUGAUGUUUAAGAUCAUGGGAAUCACUAAUAUUCUUUGUCAAGCAUUGCAAUCACGCUCUCAAGACAUUUUAAAUGCAAUGCAUCUUGUUUCUACUUCAAAAGUACUUCUUCAACAACUAAGAAAUGAUGGAUGGUCUGAUUUGUUAGAAAAUGUGAAAUUGUUUUGUCUAAAACAUGAGAUAGAGAUUCCUGACAUGAGUGCACAAUAUGUCUUGGGAAGAGGUCAAUCCCGUCAAACAAAUGUAACUAUGGUGCAUCACUAUAGGAUUGAUAUUUUCUUGGUUGUGAUAGAUUCUCAGAUGAAGGAAUUAAAUUUGAGAUUUAAUGAACAAAACGUGGAACUUCUACGUUUAAGUACAACUUUGGAUCCUAGCAACAAUUACAAGGAAUUCAACAUUGAUAAUAUUUGCAGGUUAGCAGAGACUUACUAUUCUAAUGAUUUCACUGAGCAAGAAAGACUUCAUCUUAAGUUGCAAUUAAGUCAUUACAUUGUUGAUAUACCUCAGUCUUUUCAAAAUAUAACAACACUCUCUGAGUUGUGCAAAAAAUUAGUAGAAUCUUAGAAAUCAAAGCGCUAACAUUUAAUUGAUAGAUUGAUUCGUCUUGUUUUGACACUCCCAGUCUCGACAACAACGAUAGAGAGAGCUUUCUCAUCAAUGAAAAAUCUCAAGACAAAACAAAGAAACAAAAUGAGUGAUGAUUUUCUUUCAAACAGCUUGGUUAUCUAUAUUGAAAAGGACAUUGCAAGUCAAUUUAGCUCAGAUGCAAUUAUGGAUGAAUUUGAGUCUUUGAAGGGCCGACGAGUUCAUUUUUAAAAAAUAGCUACUAUUAGUUUUUAUUUCUUUUGUUGUAGCUUUU